UAACCGACAGUGGAUUCAGUAGUUUUGUGGCACCGAGGGAGCGAAACUUACGAGCAUCCCACCGAGAACAGUGUGUAGUGUCUGACUUGAAGCAAAUCGAAUCGAGUAGAGGACACAUAACACACAGUUCCUGUCUUUAAAAGUUCUCAGAUCGAUCAAUCGAUCUAGAUGGUGAUCAUGCUGCUUGUUUAGUGUCCGAUCUGGAUUGAUAUGGAGCUUUGGUUUAGCGUCCUAAGCGUGUGAGGUUGCCAUUAAGAGCUUCUUACACAUACAUGGCUGAUUCAACGGUUUGAGCGCUUUUUUACUCUUGGCUUCACUGUUUGAUCGAUGAUCAAGUGGCGAUCCAUGCAGGGAAGCGUCGGCGGUCCAGUUCUGCUCCAGUUUGAUUCGAUCCAAAGCCUCCACUCGCACCUGGACAAGAUGAUCUACAAUGUGGUGCCGGCAGCACCAUCGCCACUGUGCUUCCAUGUUGUCUCUCACAGUUUUCUCGUAGCGGCAGGCCCGGUCAACGUAGUUCAACCCACCGUUCAGCACAGAAAUGGAUCGGUCAACACGGUCCCUCCGCCGAGAUUUAAGACCAAGAGAAAACGAGGAAGACCAAAGAAAUACAUCGAUCCGAGCAUCAAGCGCAAGCCCGGGAGACCCAGAAAGCAUCAAUGGGUCACUCAGGAUGAUCAAGUCUACACGGAAACUCGAGCUCUGCCAAAAGAGUCCGGUCAAGAUCUGAUUCCAGAGGAAGAUGGUUCUUGUGAUGUUGAGGAGGUAUUGGAGCCGAGACUUACUAGUACGUCGAGUUUCGGCCAAAAGCUGGAAGCCGAGCUCGAGAGAUCGUUUGAUGGUGACGAGCUUGAGAGAAUGGAGAGAGAUGUGAGCCAUCGUAAGCCCGUCGUGAAGUUGAGACAAACGCGCCAGGGAAGCGUUCCAUUCGAGACUGAAAAUGCAGGGAACUCGUAUCUUGACCACUUUCCAGACUUUACUGAAGUUCUCAGUGUGACUAGAAGCUCAGAGAAGAGGCUUCGACUGUUGCGUGGAUUCUUUUUCUGGCUACAGCAUUCUUGUAUGAUGAAUUCAUUCAAGCCCUGGCUGUCAGGAGAAGUGCUCGAGGAUCCAAAAGAGUGUCAGGAGAUCACUCCGAAUGAUCAAGAGAUUUUUGACAUGAAAGUGGUCUUACAACUAUAAACAAGUGUUGUUUG
Molecule: messenger RNA, 1193 nt
Organism: Selaginella moellendorffii
Lineage: Eukaryota; Viridiplantae; Streptophyta; Lycopodiopsida; Selaginellales; Selaginellaceae
Exons: 5
Coding region: 328-1179 (283 amino acids)
Molecular function (GO): DNA binding
Source: RefSeq, a predicted model, not a curated record